Molecule: messenger RNA, 1222 nt
Organism: Diorhabda sublineata
Lineage: Eukaryota; Metazoa; Arthropoda; Insecta; Coleoptera; Chrysomelidae
Product: THAP domain-containing protein 3-like
Exons: 3
Coding region: 332-1222 (296 amino acids)
Source: RefSeq, a predicted model, not a curated record
UAGUUCACCAAUAGGAUUGAUCAAUCCCAUAAGACGUACAUACGCCAAUUCUUGAGCCAAGGUCAAGUGAUGCUUACGUCACCUGCAGACCUCGACGGCUUGUUUACCAUUUACGCUGUGCGGUAUUGCUUGUGUUUUUGUUAAUUCGAAAAGGUCGUACAAGUGAUUGAAGAGUUGGAAAUUCGUUUUUUACUUAGUUCUACGUUUUAAAAACUAUUAUUUGUGUGUAUUAUAUAUGUGGAGAAUAGUGAACAAAGACAAUAUUAUUGUUUAAGGCAAAAUAAUCUUGUGAGACUUUCAAGGUGCAUGUAGUAUAUGUCCAAAAAUCAAAAUGCCUGGUACACGUUGUGCUGUGUAUGGUUGUGGUAAUACCUAUAAAACAAGGCAGCAAGAACAUGAAUAUUUUAUAUUUCAUCGGUUUCCCAAAGCUAAAGAUCUUGUUUCCCAAACUAUGAGAAAAGAAUGGAUAUUACGAUGCAAACGGGAAGAUAAAUUUAACCCUGAUACUAGCUACAUCUGCUCAGUUCAUUUCACAGAAAAGGAUUAUGAAAGAGACUUACAGAAUGAAUUAUUAGGUUUACCACUACGAAAAAUAUUGAAAAAAACCGCUGUUCCUACUUUGGGAUUGUUUUCAAAAAAAUCAACAAGUGAAGCUAGUAGUUCAAGCAUCAGUUCCAGAGAAGAAAGACUGGCCAAACGAAAUGCAAAGGAGGAAGUGAACAAACUUUUAAAAGUAGCCACGUUAACAGCUCCUAUUAAUACUUUUUCUGAUGAUACCGAAGACCAUAAUCCUAAAUCUUUUGGAAGUAUUCAGUUUGAAGAGCAUGUACCAGAGCCUUCCACUUCAUCAACCCCCAACUUUGUCCCAGAAAACUAUGAUUAUAAGGCUUUGUACAAUGAGUCUGUAGAGAAAUAUGAAAAGUUAGAAAGACAGUAUGCUCUUUUAAAAUCCAGAAGUAAUAUAAAAAGCACAAAUAUCAAAAAACUUAAUGAACAAUUGAAAUAUUUCAAAAAUAAAUGCUAUAAAUCUAGUCCCAAGGUAACAUCUCUGUUUCAGAGAAAUGAAGCUGCGUCUGCUAUACUUAGAACUGUUCUUACUCAAAACCAAAUUGAUUUAUUGUUAAAAAAAAAAGAAAAGAGUCAACUGGACAAGAGAAGAAAUUGCAACAGCCUUUACGCUAAGAUACUACAGCAAGAAGUCAUAUUUAUUUUUAAGAAAUAA